Molecule: messenger RNA, 2970 nt
Organism: Caenorhabditis bovis
Lineage: Eukaryota; Metazoa; Nematoda; Chromadorea; Rhabditida; Rhabditidae
Source: the annotation of a GenBank genome assembly
AUGGCGGAAGUUCGAGCCGUUGAAAAGCCGCAACUUGAUUACGUUCAAUUAAUACAAGAAUUUGUUGAUAAGCGAGGUCAAUCAAUCCAGAAAACUUUGGUUAAAAAAUUGUGGUCUGUUCAUGAAGAUAUUUUAAACAAUUGCGAUGAUUUCCAACUGCGAAUGAUGUUCUUUACACCAACUAUUGCUUCUUGCUCUGAGGGUGUUAAAUUAUUGGCGUCGUUCUUUACUAAAAUAACUACACCUACUGUAUUUCGGCUUAUUCAAAAAUUAAUAGUGGAAUAUGGGGCUACGACCUCGGAUUGCCAAAAGUUUGGAGAAAUCAUCAGGACUGCAUGGAAUAUGGCGGAUCAUGUUUGUCAAUAUGACUUGAAAGAAGAAAUUGAGACCAAUAUUAUCGCGGAAGUGUGCUAUAGCGCUGUUUAUGCUCAUAAACCAUACUGUCAACGAUAUCAGGAUAUCCUCGGUCCAUUAGCAAUUGAAAAGAAGAGCAACAAAGAAUUUGAAGAAAUGAUUAUUUCAAAACUUAAUUCAUGUCUUUUUCAAGGAUUAUCGUCUGUGAACGAUAUUGUUCGUGCAUCUUCAGCUGACGUAUUUUUUAAAUUCUACCCACUAACUGAUUCUGAUCCAGAGAUAAUGGCGAAAAAUUUGCAAGAACAGCACAAGAUUAUGCUUGACCUUCUCAAUGACUCGUCAAUUCCCAUACGAGUAGAUGCAAUUAAAAAUGUUCUGCGAUGUCUUGGUGAAUAUUGGCUGGUGAUUCCUAAGGACGUCGUUCGUGUCCUUUUCAGCCAUAUUGUUGAUACUUUGUCUAACGAUUCUGUAGUAUCAGUUCGAGUUGCGGUUUAUGAAGGAUUGAUGAAAGUGGCACUAAUUCCAGCUUGCAUGAAUGCGUUUGAACAUGCUCUCAAGUGUGUUUGUCCGAGUGGAAUUAAUGACAAAUCCGACAAAGUUCGUCUUUCCACUUUCCAGCUUCUCAAUUUGCUGAAGAAACACAAAUUCAUCAAGGUAUUUGAUAUUGUUUCAAAAGAUGAAAUAAUCGCAAGGCUUGAUGUUGAAUUAGUUGAGGAUGUUCGUAAAAAGAUUGUUCCUCUCGUUCACAUGCUUCUUCCAAUUUCCAAAGAAUUUGAUGAAAAUUAUUAUAAACCAAGAAUCAACUACAUAAUUGGAAAAAGUCGAUUAGCCAUUCUAACAUAUUUUCGCUUACUUUAUCCAAUGAACCUUAUUGAAAUCGAUGAUGCAAUAAAACUAACCGAAAUGCUUCUUAUCUGGGCUUAUCGAUAUCUGAGAGUGAAAUCGAAUGAAUCUCCACUUGCUGAAGAUUCUACUGAAUAUAAGCGAGCACGAGUAUAUCUCGAAUGCGCUGUCGUCAUCUAUUUAUCUAUAAGAGCUAACUUUAUUGCAAACGAGAAGGCGGCAGAAAAAAAGAAGAUUGAAAAAAUUCUAGCUAAACUAAUCGAAGAGGUUUUUGACAAAUAUCGGGAUACUCCGAUUAUUGGAACAGCAACAGCAAUCAGCGGUCAUAUGCCGAAAGAUGUUUUGAAAACUAUGGCGAGUACCAUGUUUUCAAUGCUCGAUAAUGAUGAAGCUGCUGAGGAAGUUAUUGAACCAUUUUUGGAAACUGUGUUCCAUUAUAAUACGGAAAUGCUUUUGGAGAAUAUUGACAAAGGUCUCGCAAUUCUUCCAGAAUACGUAAAAAGUUUGAAAGACCCAAAGAAGGCAACUUCAUUUGAAAAGAAUUCCGAUCCAGACCAAUUUUCGAAAGCAUUACGAUUUUUGAAAUAUAUUACAAAAAGUCAUACAACGAACGUUGUCAUAAAUACGCAGGAUAUGUACAGAAUGACGAUAUCCGAAUAUAUUAAGAAAUUGGAUUAUGUUCGGACUGUUAUUGAUCUAUAUAUUAGUAAAGAGCCAUCGGCUUCGAAGAUAUUCGAAAAUGAGGAGCCAUUAUUUGUUGCCCUUGAAAUGAGAUUAAUUUUGAAAACACUGCUUAUCACAUAUUCGAGUAAUAUUGAUGAAGAAUCGCUUAAAGAAAUAAUUGAGUAUCAAAAUGAUAUUGUUGAAUUUCUCGAUUGGUUCAAGGCAAAUAUUGUUGCGAAACUAGGACAAAUUCCUGAAGACAAAAUUGAUUUUGUUGUGAAAAUCGCAAAAAGUGUUCUCGAGACAGUAUCUGUGUGCUUUUCUGCUUGGAACUUCUCACAGCAACUGGAACUGACGAAGGAAAACGAUGAUGGAAUGGAAGAGGAUGAAAUGCAGUCAUCAAAAAGUGUCAUCAAUGUGCUCUCACAGGUUGUGAUAUCGUUCUGCAACAGUAGUACACCCAUGGAACUUUUUGCACCGGUUCUCAAAAUGGCAGCCACUAUGUGUGACUAUGAGUACGCUGAAUGUCAUUCGACAAUGAUGAAUGUUCUCGAUUUUGCUCCCAAAUGGAUCAAAAAGUUUAUUGAAUUUGAAGAAGAGGCUGAUAUUAACGAGAAGGAAUUGUCCGAUGCACUAAAACUUUUGUUCAAGAAAUUAUUAGAUACAGAUGUUUGGACGGAUAACUCUCAAAAGAAGUUGGCCAAUUUAAUUGUAUUACUUUCGAUUGCCGAACUAACUGAUGCUGCAGACGAGGUUGAAAUUGAGGAUCCAUCUUCUCACGAUUAUGUUCCGCCGAAACUUGUGUCGAUUAUGGUUCUGAAAUUUGUGAUUAAGGAGAAAACCUUGUUGAAAACCUUUCUGGUUGAGUUGAAAGCACUGUUAACGUCGCAAAAGUUUAUAAACAACGAUAUAUCUGCCGAUAUUUGCGCUGUUCGUCUUGGCGCUGUUGGUCAACUCCUUGUUAUGAUUCAAAAUGGCACUAAAGAAGCUCAAGAUUAUGUGACAAAUCUAAUGCAAACUUGCAAGGAAAUGACAUCGAAGGUUCUGGAGGAAAACGAAGAUGUCAAAGCGUUUUAUCGGUCAAGUUUACAAACGCUUUUAAAACUUUAA